Doryrhamphus excisus (bluestripe pipefish) is the source of this 4126-nucleotide messenger RNA. It is a transcript of the gene gne, whose product is annotated as glucosamine (UDP-N-acetyl)-2-epimerase/N-acetylmannosamine kinase. Gene Ontology annotation, molecular function: hydrolase activity, hydrolyzing O-glycosyl compounds; N-acylmannosamine kinase activity; UDP-N-acetylglucosamine 2-epimerase activity. The record is from RefSeq and is a predicted model, not a curated record. Lineage: Eukaryota; Metazoa; Chordata; Actinopteri; Syngnathiformes; Syngnathidae. Gene Ontology annotation, biological process: UDP-N-acetylglucosamine metabolic process.
UGUUAACCUCUGUGUACACAUGCUGUGUGAGUGGCUGUCACGUGAUCUUUUUUUUCCGGCUUCUCAGCCAAUCACAGACUUGAAUUCCAAUGAGCCCAACCUGAUCUCUCCCCUCCCCCUGACUAUAUGGCUAUGUCACCCUCUCUCGUCCUCUCCCUUCCGUGCUCCUUGCCUCCUUGUGCGUUUCAGUUUUCCCAAUGCAGCGUCUCUAACUACUGAUAGAAAUUCACUGAAGGCUACAGAAAGUACAGAGUAGGAAGUGGUUGGGGGAAAUCCACAGAGGUGUGGAGGGGAUGGAAAAGCACCGCAGUUCAAUGUGCAAAAACCCUCACGAGCUUUACUACACUAAAAUGCAAAGCAGAGAAAAGCUAAAGAGGGAGAAGAUGGACGUGCAGAAUCAGUGUAAGAAGAGACUGAGGGUGUGUGUGGCGACAUGCAACAGAGCAGACUACUCAAAGCUGGCCCCCAUUAUGUUUGGAAUCAAAUCCCACCCUGAUGACUUUGACCUGGAUGUAGUUGUGCUUGGGUCGCAUCUCAUUGACGACUACGGGAACACUUUUCGUAUGAUUGAGCAGGAUGACUUUGACAUCAGUUCCAAACUGCACACAAUUGUGAGAGGAGAAGAUGAGGCAGCCAUGGUAGAGAGUGUUGGGCUGGCGCUGGUCAAACUUCCAGAUGUCCUACAGAGACUCCGGCCGGACAUCCUCAUUGUCCAUGGUGAUCGUUUCGAUGCACUGGCUCUAGCAACUUCCGCAGCGUUAAUGAACAUUAGAAUACUUCAUCUGGAGGGCGGAGAGGUAAGCGGCACAAUUGACGACUCCAUCCGCCACGCCAUCAGUAAACUGGCCCACUUCCAUGCUUGCUGCACACGAAGGGCAGAGCAGCACCUCAUCUCCAUGUGUGAAGACCACUCUCGUAUCUUGCUGGCCGGCUGCCCCUCCUACGAUAAGCUGCUGUCUCCUCAUUACCGAGAAGACUAUAUGGGUAUCAUUAAGAGCUGGUUGGGCGAUAAAGUGCAGGACCAUGACUACGUUGUGGCUUUGCAGCACCCAGUCACCACUGAUAUUCAGCACUCCAUUAAGAUCUACGGCCUCAUGUUGGAUGCACUGGUCUCCUUCAACAAAAAGACCCUCAUCCUUUUCCCCAACAUUGAUGCUGGAAGUAAGGAGAUGGUGCGUGUAAUGAGAAAAAAGGGCAUCGAGCAGCAUCCCAACUUCCGGGCAGUGAAGCACAUUCCGUUUGAGCAAUUCAUUCAGCUGGUCUGCCAUGCCGGCUGCAUGAUUGGAAACAGCAGCUGCGGCGUACGAGAGGCAGGGGCCUUUGGCACUCCGGUCAUCAACCUGGGAACAAGGCAAACGGGCAGAGAAACAGGUGAAAACGUUCUUCAUGUGAGAGAUGCCGAUACACAUAAUAAGAUCUACCAUGCUCUCCAGCUGCAGUUUGGAAAGAGAUAUCCCUGUUCUAAAAUCUAUGGGGAUGGAAACGCUGUCCCUCGCAUUAUCAAGUUCCUCCGAUCCAUUGACCUGAACGAGCCCCUUCAGAAGACUUUCUGCUUUCCCCCUGUCAAAGAUUGCAUUUCCCAGGACAUUGACCACAUCCUGGAGACACAAAGUGCUUUAGCUGUGGACCUCGGAGGUACCAACCUCAGAGUGGCAAUCAUCUGCUCCAGGGGUACCAUUGUGAAGAAAUACACUCAGCCUAAUCCAAAGACCUAUGAGGCCAGGAUGCAGCUCAUAUUAAAAAUGUGUGCAAAUGCCACGCAAGAUGCAGUCUCUCUCAACUGCAGGGUACUUGGUGUUGGAGUGUCCACAGGCGGGCGUGUAAACCCACAAGAAGGUGUGGUGUUGGAUUCAACAAAGCUGAUCCAGGAGUGGACUUCUGUAGACUUAAGAACACCCAUCUCUGAUGCCUUGCACCUCCCUGUCUGGGUUGACAAUGACGGCAACUGUGCCGCAUUGGCAGAGAGGAAAUUUGGUCAUGGUAAAGGAGUGGAGAACUUUGUCACUGUCAUCACAGGAACUGGUAUUGGAGGAGGGAUCAUCCAACACAAUGAGCUGGUCCAUGGCAGCACUUUCUGUGGCGCAGAGUUGGGUCACAUCAUGGUUUCGUUAGAAGGUCCGGAGUGCUCAUGUGGAAGUCGAGGAUGCAUCGAAGCUUACGCUUCUGGCCUGGCCCUGCAGAGAGAAGCCAAAAAACUGAUAGAUGAUGAACUGCUGAAUAUGGAGGGGUUGGAUAUGAAGCGCUCCGAGCCCAUCACCGCCGCUCACCUCAUCAAUGCAGCCAGACUAGGGAACACCAAAGCUGAAGCUGUUCUCAACAAGGCCUCCACAGCACUGGGGAUUGGCAUCAUCAACAUCCUGCACACAAUCAAUCCCUCACUGGUAAUCCUAUCUGGUGUGCUGGCGUCAUUCUACCAAGACCCUGUGAAGCGCAUUAUUUCUAGUAGAGCCCUUUUACCUGCACAGAGCACCAAGGUGGUCACAUCAGACUUGGAAGAACCCGCUUUGCUGGGAGCAGCAAGCAUGGUAUUAGACUAUGCUACAAGAAGGAUUUAUUAAAGGAUAAAUACAGUCCUUGCCUCUAGAUUCACAAAGGGCCCAUGUCAUUAAGAAGAAGACCGAUGAUUAACUUGAUUGUCGUACAUACUCACUCUCCGUUUUGAUAUAGAAACUUUUUCUUUUCGCUUUUUCUUAUACACUAUAUUACCAAAAGUAUUUGCUCACCCAUCCAAAUGAUCAGAAUCAGGUAUCCUAAUGACUUGGCCUAGCCAUAGGUGUAUAAAAUCAAGCACCUAGGCAUGCAGACUGUUUCUACAAACAUUUGUGAAAGAAUUGGCCGCUCUCAGGAACUGUCACCGGAUGCCACCUGUGCAACAAAUCCAGAUGUGAAAUUUCCUCACUCCUAAAUAUUCCACAGUCAACUGUCAGCUUUAAUAUAAGAAAUGGACAAGUUUGGGAACAACAGCAACAGGCCAUGUAAACUGAUAAAGGGGGGUCAGAGGAUGCUGAGGCGCAUCGUGCAAAGAGGUCGCCGACUUCCUGCACAGUCAAUUGCUACAGAGCUCCAACCCUCAUGUGGCCUUCAGAUUAGCCCAAGUACAGCACACAGAGAGCUUCAUGGAAUGGGUUUCCAUGGCCGAGCAGCUGCAUCACCAAGGCAAUGCAAAGCACCGGAUGUUGUAACAAAGGGCUGCAUAUAAUAGCUGCAAAAGGUGGACCGACAUCAUAUCGAACCCUAUGGGUUAGGAAUGGGAUGGCACUUAAAUUCAUAUGAGAGUCACGGCAGGUGAGCAAAUACUUUUUGGUGUUCACAUGAAUACAAUUCCUCAGCCAAAUGGGCAGAUUCCAGCAGGGAAUAGGGAGUCAUGUCAUGUGUCAAGUGGGUCCAUUGUGCAGUCCAUAAUGUUCUUAUGUUGUCCUUGAAGAGAAAUGGCAGAUGUUUGAUUUAGAUAAACAUUUUCUGUCCUUCAUGUGAUGGGGGGAGGGGGGGUGAAAGCUUGCUUUGCUUUUGACCAAAAAUGUUUCCAAAGACUGCUCUUUAUUUUCUGUAUAGCUUAUUUUUUAAACAGUUCUACAAGUUUUGUUUAUCCCUUACUGUGAUAAGGGUGAGUGUCAUUAUAUCAAAUUGUAUUUGCAUGUUUUCUUCAAUCAUUAUUUAGGAUUUGGAGAAGAAAUAUUGAUGUUUAAGUUGGUAGCCUAAAAAAGGAUUUAGUGGUAAUGAAUGUAACAAAGUAAUAUAAUUAUUAAAUUAUAGCCUGAACACUGACUGAAACAUGUUACAGCUUUUGCUGCUAUAAUGAAGGCGUGUAUGCAGCUAUAUUCAUUGUAUGUAUCAUAGUUAAAAUAUACUUCCACAAAUGUUAGUGAUUUAUAAUUGAACAAAGGAAUACAUGAUGAAUGGGUCACAUUUAAAGCACCGUUCUACCUUCAACGUUGUUUACCGCUUAUUGACUCUUGGUGGGUCAAAGAGUGACUGAAGGAUACUACAGGAGGAAUAAGCACAUAACAGGAGUCCUCGCCUCCCCCAACUGUUUUGCAGCCAUUUUACCACCCACCACCCGUGCCAUGUCCUAUUUUAUAUGAUCUAAACAAUGACUUUUGAGUUUAAUAAAACUUAACAUAUUUGA